This is a messenger RNA of Drosophila ananassae, 908 nucleotides long. Its product is annotated as protein new-glue 1-like. Bases 577 to 861 code for a protein of 94 amino acids. NCBI's taxonomy places the organism in Eukaryota, Metazoa, Arthropoda, Insecta, Diptera, Drosophilidae. The record is from RefSeq and is a predicted model, not a curated record. The transcript has a single exon.
UUGAUCUACAUGAGGAAUUUUAUUCUUUGGUGCUACAUAAAAUAUAACGUUUCAAAAAUUUCAUUUUGAAUAAAACUCGACAGUUAUUUUAAAUAUUUAAAAAAAAUGCACAAAAAAAAUACUUUCAAUAAGAAAGAACAAAAGCUGUCAAAAAACGUCAAAUAUUUAUUUAAACAUUCUGAUAGGUUUUUUUAUUCAUUAAAAAUUUUCCAAAUAGUAAUAGGAAUUUAAUUUUUAUACAAAAAAAUUAUCCUAACUUUUUUGUCCAAGUAUUUGUCGAAACCAAGGUAUUUACUUGUGGUUUAAUUUUUUUUUCUUCAAGGUCUUCCAAAUGCCGGAUUCGAUUUUUCAGUUUUAAUUACCAAUAAGUUCCGAUUUGUGUGAUUAUUUUAUCAGGGCGUGAAUUAUUUUAACAGCAAUUAUUGGUAUGAGUAUCAGUUCUAGUGAUUCGCGCUUGUUUAUUGUAAGCCACCAUAAGAGGAAAUCACUUUUUUAAAUAAAUAGGUAUAGUUUUGGUAUAAAAGCCACAAGUUCAUAAACCUCUUGCCAUAAACCAAGUUGAUCACUUGCCAUAAAAUGAAAUACCUCUUCGUAAUCGCCCUCAUCGUCCUGGCUAUCCAGUUGGCCUCGGCAGCUACAACCAGCGAUGCCACCACAACGACAACCACCGCCGCAACAACGACGACUACAACGACAACGACGGAUUCUUCCACCACCACAACCACCGAAUCGUCCUCCACUGGAACCAAGCGCUGCUCCAAGAGCAAUAACUGGUGUGGCACAUUCAGGCCCAAGAAGAAGUGCAAGCACCCCAAGAGGUGCCACAAGACUAUUGUGAUAGUGACUCACAAAAAGAACUGAUAAAGCAUUAGGAAUUCUUUUCAAUAAAACCAAAAUUUUAAAACUAA